GAGAACGUCAAGUCGAUCGCAGGGUUGGGAGGCAUCGGUGCGGUGAUCCAUGGCAUGAGGAGUCUCCUUGGUGUUGCUGAAGUGCAGGAGCAAGGGUGCCUUGCUUUGAGGAACUUCUCCCUUCAAACGGAGUACAAGACCAAGAUACUUGAGCAGGGAGGCAUAGAGGUCAUCAUCGCCGGAAUGAGCAGGCACGGUGGGGAUGAAAGGGUUCAAGAGCAGGGUAAUGGACUGCUAGGGAUCCUGGCCAUGGAAGAGCAGGGCACCGCACGUAUCGGAGAGGCAGGAGGGAUCCAAACGUUGCUCGCUGGGAUGAGAAGGCAUCCAAGUCACGCUGGAGUACAAGAGACGGGCUGUGGAGCACUUCGAUGGUUGGCCCUGAACCCUGGAAACAAGUCGAGGAUCGCGGAAGCUGGAGGAGACGAAGCUGUGAGAGCCUGCAUGAAGGCACACGCAUCACAUCAAGGGGUGCAGCGGCAAGGACGCUGGGCUAUGGAGAAU
Guillardia theta CCMP2712 is the source of this 501-nucleotide messenger RNA. RefSeq lists its product as hypothetical. The record is from RefSeq and is a predicted model, not a curated record. Gene Ontology annotation, molecular function: protein binding. The transcript has a single exon. NCBI's taxonomy places the organism in Eukaryota, Cryptophyceae, Pyrenomonadales, Geminigeraceae. The annotation marks the transcript as partial.